This is a messenger RNA of Galleria mellonella (greater wax moth), 1289 nucleotides long. Its product is annotated as ribosome biogenesis protein BRX1 homolog. Gene Ontology annotation, cellular component: nucleolus. The transcript is spliced from 5 exons. Gene Ontology annotation, biological process: ribosomal large subunit assembly; rRNA processing. The coding region runs from base 133 to 1233 and encodes 366 amino acids. Gene Ontology annotation, molecular function: rRNA binding. The record is from RefSeq and is a predicted model, not a curated record. Lineage: Eukaryota; Metazoa; Arthropoda; Insecta; Lepidoptera; Pyralidae.
AGCUGUCAGAGUAGUGUGAUGUGAUUAUUAAAAUCUAAUCGACAACAUAACCACGUGUUUCAAAUAACUUUUUUUAUUUUAUUUAAUCAUAUUUAAUUGUCAUAAUUACUAUAAUAGUUAAAUUCAAUAAAAAUGGUUAAAGUAAAGAACAAAGAAAAGAAAAAGCAAUUACCACAAGAAACUAAAAAUACAGAGGAAAAUGUGGUUAUACUACCACCAGUCCGAAAUUCUGAUGAUCCAAUGCCGAAACAAGUAAAAUGGAUAAAUAGGCAACGAGUACUGGUUUUUGCUGCGCGUGGCAUUAAUCAUCGGCAUCGACAUCUUAUGGAGGAUAUAAAAAAAAUUAUGCCUCACCAUAAGUCAGAAUCAAAAAUGGAGAGAAGUAAAAACCUAUAUGUGGUCAAUGAAAUUAGUGAGAUGAAGAAUUGCAACAAAUGUAUUUUGUUUGAAGGCAGGAAAAUGAGAGAUUUGUAUUUGUGGAUGUCAAAUAUCCCCAAUGGACCAAGUGUGAAGUUUUUAGUUGAAAACAUUUAUACUAUGGGGGAGCUCAAGAUGACGGGUAAUUGUUUAAGAGGGUCCAGACCGUUAUUGUCUUUUGACCCACAGUUCACAAAAGAUCCACAUUACAACCUAUUAAAAGAAUUACUUACUCAAAUAUUUGGUGUGCCUUACCACCAUCCAAAAAGUCAACCAUUUUUUGACCAUGUGUACACUUUCAUGAUACUUGAUAAUAGAAUAUGGUUUAGAAAUUACCAAAUUUUGUCUGAGGAUGGAGCAUUAGCAGAAAUUGGGCCAAGAUUUGUAUUAAACCCUGUUAAAAUAUUUUCUGGAUCAUUUGGUGGUACAACUCUUUGGGAAAAUCCAAAGUAUGUAAGCCCAGCAAAACUUAGACAAGCAUAUUCUAAAAAGGCUGCUAGCAAGUAUGAGUCGCGAGUGGAGAAAAAAGCAGUAUAUGAGGCAACAAAGCCUGAAACAGGUUAUCCAGAUAUUGAAGGUGCUGAUUUUUUCAAAGGUGAUCCUAUAGAAAAAGCACAUGAAGUCUUGGUUGAAGAGAAAAUAAAAGAAGAAAUUAAUGAUGCAGAACUAAAUGAGCCGAAAGUGAAAAAACCAACAUUCAGUAUAAAAAAAUCAAAGAGCAGACCAGAUAUGGCCAUACGUCGUAAGCAACUGAAAGCCAAAAGUAAGGCUAUCUCUGAUCAAAUAAAAAAGAGAAAACAGUUCAGAAAGAAAUAAAUCAGAUGAUAUAAAGGUAAAACAAAAUUUAAUAAAAAAAUUGUUACUUAUCUUAA